Cygnus olor (mute swan) is the source of this 1058-nucleotide messenger RNA. Its product is annotated as cocaine- and amphetamine-regulated transcript protein-like. Gene Ontology annotation, molecular function: neuropeptide hormone activity. Gene Ontology annotation, biological process: adult feeding behavior; G protein-coupled receptor signaling pathway; negative regulation of appetite. The coding region runs from base 598 to 900 and encodes 100 amino acids. The record is from RefSeq and is a predicted model, not a curated record. NCBI's taxonomy places the organism in Eukaryota, Metazoa, Chordata, Aves, Anseriformes, Anatidae. The transcript is spliced from 4 exons.
CGCAGCUAGGAGGGUAGGGGGGCAGAUCCGUCCCCCUGCGCCCUGCUGGUGUCACCGCGCCUUCAGGAGUCCCCGGCCCCACAGAUUUGGGAGUCCCGGCCCCACAAAUCCUCGUGGCGAAGAGGAGGGGAGCAGCCUUCAUCCCCCCCCCGGUGGGUUCAGCAUCAGAGCCCUGUCUGGGGGCUGUCCCCCAAGCUCCGUCCCGUAUCUGUCCCUCCCUGCAGCUCCUCGGGAAUAAAACCUGUCUGCGAGACGCGCGCUGGUGGCGAGGGGUCCCUGCACCUCCCACCCCGCGGCCCCCAGCCCCGGGGGGGCGCCGGAUGCGCCCGCCGCAGCCGUGUUUGCUCAGGGAAUUGGCCGCGGCGCUGACGUCCGUCCCGCGGCCCCCGCAGGUCCCAGGGGACGGCGUCACCGGGGACGUGUCCCCAACCCCCCCUUCCCUCUUGAUGUCAGCUCCGAGUCCGGGGGGCUGCGGGGGGACACCCCGCAGACGGGCGCCCGCUCCCCGUCUGCGUCAGCGGGUGUUUGCCCCCCGCCCGCGGGCUGCAGGGGGGGGGUUAUAAAGCCGGACGAGCAGCCGGGGCCGCAUCCUGCACCAUGGCCAGCGCCUGGCUCUGCCUGCUCUGCGUGGCCGGCUCCGGCCUCAUCCUGCUGGGCUCCGGGGAGCCGGGGCUGCGGCCGGCCCCGCGCCAGGAGGAGACGGAGCUGGUCGAGGCGCUGCAGGAGGUGCUGGAGAAGCUGCGGAGCCGGGAGCUGCCGGCGGCCAAGAAGAAGCUGGGCCGGGUGCCCUCGUGCCAGCCCCGGGAGCCCUGCGCGGUGCGGAUGGGGGCGCGCUUCGGGACGCGCUGCAGCUGCCCCCCCGGCACCGCCUGCAACCUCCACGUCCUCGAGUGCUCCUGAGGGGCCGGGCGCAGCGGGGUACCCGGGGACGGUGCCGCCGCCUGGAUGCUGCUGGUCCCUGCCUCGUCGGGGGGGCGGGAUGACCUCCUCUCCCCCCCAGCUCCCGCCAGCGGGUGCUGCUGGGGGGCCCUGGGGUGCAUUAAAGGCCUUGGAUCCCG